This is a messenger RNA of Corticium candelabrum, 3049 nucleotides long. RefSeq lists its product as uncharacterized. Gene Ontology annotation, molecular function: ligand-gated monoatomic ion channel activity; signaling receptor activity. The transcript has 2 exons. The coding region runs from base 188 to 2836 and encodes 882 amino acids. NCBI's taxonomy places the organism in Eukaryota, Metazoa, Porifera, Homoscleromorpha, Homosclerophorida, Plakinidae. Gene Ontology annotation, cellular component: plasma membrane. The record is from RefSeq and is a predicted model, not a curated record.
CAUAUUAAUGGUAGCAACCAUGCACGGAGGGCAAACGGGCCAUGCAUGGCGCCAGUAAUUUUCCUGCCUCACUGCAUUAUUCCCAAAUUCAGUGUAUUAAAGCGUAAGUUUCUUGUAUGAGAUUGUAAUGUAGCUGCACGCGAGCCCACGUGCAUCCAGUAAUUAAGUUGCUUGAAAUACGUUGCGAAUGUAUUACCACCUUUCGCCUUCGUUAUUCUUUUCCUUUAUUGUCUUGUUCCACGUCCUACCGUAUGAUGCAUUCAUUCAACAAGACGCAUGCGAAGGAGUGGUUCCUAACAAUGGACGACGACUCGCUGCAGCCAAGAACAAAUCUCUACCUAUAGCCGCUCUCAUACCGAUAUCGAGCGAACCGACGGGAAAGUCAGAAACAGAAGCGUUUUGUUACGCGGUGCGAGACAUCAACGAUGAUGACAACAUUCUUGCCGAUCACCGCAUUGUUCCUCUCAUUUAUGACACAAAAGGUGACCCAUGGACUGGUUUACAAUCGGCAAUAGAUGCAAUCAGCAAUGGAACCGUUGCAGUAGUCGGACCGGGACUGUCGUCUGUCGCCACAACCGUCUCUCCACUUGCUACUCGCACACACAUACCAUUCGUCACUCCGACGGCUCCAGCGGUCGCUCUAGCAUUACACGACGUGCAUCAGUUUGUUCUCCAGCUCAGUCCGAGUGACAAACUCUUGUCUCGAGCCGUCGUCCAGCUCGUUAAGCACUUCAAGUGGCAACAUGUUGGCAUCAUUCGUUCUAGUGUCUAUUACGGCCGCAACAGAUUUGGCAACAUCUACACGGUCGCGUCAGAAAACGGAAUCAAGAUCGUGCACGUCGCAGAAAUACCGUCAUCGUCUGUUGCAGAUGGCAAGCAGUUGGACAUUAGUAGAGUGACUCAAGAGAUAAAGCAGUUGAAAUAUCUUCAAGCGCGGAUUAUCGUGGUCGACGUGCUGGAUCGCGAUCUAGAGGAUGUAUUCCGCGUUGCUGACAAAGAGGGUAUGAUCGGAGAGGGAUAUGUAUGGAUUGUAAGCAGCGAAUCGCUAGCUAAAGUGUCGAAUCCUAAGAUGGAAGGAACGUUGGGUGUGAGUACUGCACCGCUGGAGAAAGCAAAGGAAUGGCAGAAAAAGCACAAUAUCACGUCAGAGGUAAAUGUGUAUCAGCUCUACACAUACGACGCUGUAUGGCUUUUAGCAAGAGCACUAGAUACCUUCAUUCGGAACGGAGGCAGUCCAGAAACAGUCGCUCUGCAAGAUAAUGUCAAAUAUCUAGACCUACCGAAACUGCGUAUGCUCAAGAAUGGUACCAGUCUCGUCGAGUGUAUUCGCAGCGUUUCGUUUGACGGAUUCUCGGGAGAGAUCAAGUUCAACCCGAACGGAGAGACAACGAAAACGUUAGACAUCGUGAACAUACAGGCCAACGGUUCCUUGGAGACGGUCGGUAAAUGGAAUCCGGAUGGACAUCAAGUGAGUGACCGUGUCGAUAUGGAUGAGACGAAUCCUGUUGUCUGGCCGGGUGGCUCCAAGACGGUGCCUCUGGAUAGAACCUCCAGUCUCGAGCAGACAGUAUACGCAAUGGUCAUGGUUACUGAACCAUUUGUUUUCUACAAAGACAGCGCCGCAGGAAACGCCAGAUUCUCUGGCUAUCUCAUUGAUAUCUUCGAGGAGUUACAAAAAAAUAUUACCUUUGAAUAUCAUCUGGAGAAAUGGAAUGGAACACACGACGAGCUCAUGAUGUACAUUGCCGCAUCCAACAACCCAUACACUGUAGCAAUAGCUGACGUUAUCAUUACGGGUAAUCGCUGGAAAGUCGUCGAUUUUACAACAAGCCUACAUUUGGUGUCGUUGGCGAUGCUACUAAAGGCACCAGAGGUGGCAUCUGCGUCGGGAGUAUGGGGGUUCUUAGCGCCGUUUCAUUACAGCGUGUGGCUACUUCUGCUAUUCUUCUUCAUCUUCAGUGCAAUUGUGCUUAAAUUAACAGAGGCCUAUCGCAUACGCCACCAAUCUCUCGGUAUGGGAGAAUGUUUGUGGAUGAGCUUCUCCGUAUUUUUCGGUACUCACAAAGAUGAUAACGUUACGUCAAUGUUCGGACGAGGUUGGCUAAUUGUCACACUCAUGACUCUUAUGAUUAUCAACGCUGCCUACACUGCCGUCCUGACAACAUUUCUUCUCUCCAAAGAGAUCAAACUGUCGGUCACUGAAGUACAGGAUCUCCUCAACGAACAGGUAGGUACAAUCAGAGGUACACAGACCUCUAGAUAUCUCAGAAACAUAGAAGGUUUGCUUCAUCUGCAAGAGAUGAAUUAUGAUGAGGUUGCCCAAUCCGUGGUCAACGGUAGCGUCAAGGCAUUCAUAUCGUCUCGAGUUGCUUUACAAUAUCUCGCAAAUGACAACUGCGACAUAUAUGUACCCAGCACAGACUACGAUAUACACCAAGAGAACAUUGCUUUUGUUGUUCAGAAAGGGAGCGUCCUCACACGAGCGAUGAACGCUAAAAUCCAAGAAAUGUGGGACAGCAACUACCUCAGCCAACUCUAUAAACGCCACUUCGUUUGGGCUUCACACUGCGACGAUCUCGCCACUAUCACGGACGUCGACACAAUAGAUCUCAGUGAAAUAGGGGGAAUAUUUAUUGUCCUCCUCGGAGUCACGAUCUUCGCAGUUGGAGGCCAGAUGGUUAAACGCGCAGGCUGGAUCCCGGGAACUAAACAGUGGCGUCAAAGAGACCGAGACAAGGCAAACACACAGGAUGGACAAUCAGAAAAUCACAAAUUGGUACUGAAUAAGGACGCUUGCCCCACCCAUUCAACUGAAAAGACAACAACAGACGCAUGAAACAUCAAUGGCCAAACUGCUACCUAUUUUUAUCCAUUUUUGAAAUACAUUAAUGAAUCUGUCGUAUUUGUCGUAUUUGUCAAUCUGAUCAAUCUGGUCGUAUUUGUCGUAUUUGUCGUAAUCAAUCUGAUCAAUCUUGCCGUAUUUGUCAAAGCUUGAAAAUUAUCCUAUUACAGUACUCUAUUGUCUGUGAGUAAAAGGACUCAAUUACUG